AUGUCAUGCUGGCUGUGCUUGCACAGCAGGGGAUCCGAUGUCCAUACGGUUAAUUGGUUGUUCCAUGAGAUGAUGGAGUCGUGCUUUGAGCCUGAUGGGCUGACGUUUCUUGCUCUUCUCACAGCAUGUAGCAAUGCUGGUGCAGCAAGAGAGGCCGAGUUUUGGUUGGAAGCAAUGCAUUCAAAGUACAAGGUGAAGCCUGGUCUUGAACAUUACACAUGUCUGAUUGCUGGAGUGGCUCGGGUAGGACGCCUUGAGGAUGCGGGUAUCAUUGCAUCUACAAUUCCAUGCAAGCCAGACGCAGCUGUGUGGCGGACACUCCUAACAGGCUGUGUGGUUCACGGCAAGGAUGAUAUGGCGGGGAUCAUGGGGCAGCGCCUAUUGGAGAUUGACCAAAAGGAUGAUUCAGCCAAUGUGAUGCUUGCCAAUGUCGACUCCACAACAGGAAGGAAGGAUGAGGUGGCUGAGGCAUGUACUGCAAUGAGGGACUACAGAGUCAGAAAAGCAGUAGUCAAAGUUGGAUUGAGAUGA
Triticum turgidum subsp. durum (durum wheat) is the source of this 531-nucleotide messenger RNA. NCBI's taxonomy places the organism in Eukaryota, Viridiplantae, Streptophyta, Magnoliopsida, Poales, Poaceae. The record is from the annotation of a GenBank genome assembly.